Rotaria socialis is the source of this 1749-nucleotide messenger RNA. The record is from the annotation of a GenBank genome assembly. Lineage: Eukaryota; Metazoa; Rotifera; Eurotatoria; Philodinida; Philodinidae.
AUGAGCAUCCGCGGCAAACUCAAGGAAGAACUUAAACAAAGUGAUCCAAAUGUAAAAGGACUUUAUCAACAUCAAUCAUUUGCUGAAACAGCUGUAAAUGGUCUUGAACAACGUACAUUACUCGAUAUUGAAUCGGAACCAUGGAAUACACGUCAUACGAGUAUUAUUUGUACCUUAGGUCCUGCAUCACAAAGUGUAGAAAUGCUUUCGAAAAUGAUUAGUGCAGGAAUGAAUAUAGCUCGUCUGAAUUUUUCUCAUGGAAGUCAUGAAUAUCAUCAACAAAGUAUUGAUAAUGUUCGUAAAGCCGAAAAAUUAACAGGCGUCGAAGAAAACUUUCGACCCAUUGCAAUUGCACUUGAUACCAAAGGUCCAGAAAUUCGAACAGGUGUUUUAGCUGCUGGAGUUAACAGUGAAGUUGAUUUAAAAAAUGGAGCGACUAUUUGUUUGACCACGGAUCCACAAUAUGCGAAUAAAUCAACAGAUGAACAUUUAUAUGUCGAUUACAUGAAUAUCAUCAAUGUUGUUAAGCCAGGCAAUCGUGUCUUUAUUGACGAUGGCCUUCUUUCAUUACUUGUCACAGAAGUUGGAGAUAAUUAUCUUACAUGUGAAGUUGAAAAUGGUGGUGCAUUAGGCAGUCGUAAAGGUGUUAAUCUACCAGGUGUAGCAAUUGAUUUACCUCCUCUAUCAGAAAAAGAUAUAGACGAUCUUCACUUUGCUUUGAAGAAUGAUGUUGAUAUGAUUUUUGCAAGUUUUAUUCGUCAUGCAGACGGUAUUCGAGUCAUUCGAGAAAUACUCGGUGAAAAAGGAAAACACAUUAGAAUAAUUGCAAAGAUUGAAAAUCAACAAGGCAUUCACAAUUUUGAUUCGAUUCUUGAAGCAGCUGAUGGUGUUAUGGUUGCACGUGGUGACAUGGGCAUUGAAAUUGCUCCACAAAAAGUUUUCGUCGCACAAAAAAUGAUGAUCGCUAAAUGCAAUUUAGCUGGUAAACCUGUCAUUUGUGCUACACAAAUGUUAGAGAGUAUGACGAAAAAUCCUCGUCCAACUCGUGCUGAAGUCAGUGAUGUAGCCAAUGCCGUUCUGGACAAUGCCGAUUGUGUUAUGUUAUCCGGUGAAACCGCAAAAGGCAAAUAUCCUUUACAAUGCAUUCAAUUAAUGCACCAAAUCGCUCGAGAAGCUGAAGCUUGUUUAUUUCAUCGAGAACUUUUUAGUAAUCUUAGCUAUUUUACUAAGCCACCAUUGGAUCAAAUGCAAUCAGCAGCAAUUGCUGCUGUUGAAGCAGCUUUUCGAAGUUAUGCUUCGCUUAUUGUUGUUCUUACACAUUCUGGAAAAUCCGCUGAAUUAAUAGCACAAUAUCGUCCUCGGGCAGUUAUUAUGGUUGUAACACGAUCUUUAAGAACUGCUAGACAAAUGCAUUUAUAUCGUGGUUGUUGCCCAGUUUUUGUUAACACUCAACGAAAACAUCCAUCGCAAUCAAAACUUGCGAUUGAAGAAGAACCAGAAAAAGAUGAUUGCUUGGAUCUAGACUACGAAAAAGAAGGAGAGCCUCUAUUUAAACAACAUCAUAUAUCAGCAAAUCAAGCAUUGGCUAUGAGUGAUUGGUUACUCGAUGUUGAUGCUCGUGUUAUUGACGCGAUUAAAGUCGGUAAAUCACAUGGAUUUGUUUCACCUGGUGAUGCUGUUAUUGUUGUCACAGGAUGGCGUCCUGGUUAUGGUACAACAAAUACAUUACGUAUCAUCUAUGCAGAUUAG